Syngnathoides biaculeatus (alligator pipefish) is the source of this 1854-nucleotide messenger RNA. It is a transcript of the gene nrn1la, whose product is annotated as neuritin 1-like a. The transcript has 3 exons. Lineage: Eukaryota; Metazoa; Chordata; Actinopteri; Syngnathiformes; Syngnathidae. Gene Ontology annotation, biological process: nervous system development; neuron projection extension. The record is from RefSeq and is a predicted model, not a curated record. Bases 50 to 682 code for a protein of 210 amino acids. Gene Ontology annotation, cellular component: plasma membrane.
UCGUCCUUCCUUGCCUCCCUCCAGUCCACAUACUCGCCCUUGCCAUCAGAUGAGCGCACUGUGCAUCCUCUCACUCAUUCCGGACUACCGCGCUGCGCCAAAUAUCGGAGCGAGAAACAUCGUCGAGACUCGGCAACUGACUUUAUUUGAGCAAAACGUCGGACAUCUACUGCGUGGUUGCAGGACGCGUUUCAACAUCAUGAACUCCGUGUGCUUCUUCGUGACUGUUGCUCUCAUUCUGAUGCUGAGCCCUUGCUCUGUUGCUGCAGUUUCAACUAGAAGGUGUCAUUUUAUCUACAAGGGCUUUGCGCAGUGUCUCAUGGCACUGGGCGACAGUCUGACGGACACUGCGCACAAGGAUGAAGACACACAUGAGAUACACUCCAUUUGCAGGUCAUGGGAUGAGUUUCAUGACUGUGCCAACGUAGCAAUGGCCGGCUGUCCAGAGGAAGCAGCAACCGUUUGGGAGUCUCUCCGCCAAGAAUCCAAGAAGAUGCAGUUUUCAGGAAAUCUCUAUGACAUGUGCUCCAACCGCAACAGUCACACAUUAACCUCUGGGUCCUCGCGUGGCUCCCACAUCCAAGGCGAGCUCAACCAAGAGUCUCUAAGAGGGCGAGUCAGUUGUUUGGCAGCCUCCUACUACUUUCCCAUGCUUCUGUCUUCUCUACUGCUGCUGUUUUGAACAGAACUGCCAAAACACAAUAGGACUUGUGUAAAUAUGAACUUUGUGCAUUCUCGCCUCCACCUUUCCUCACUGUCCCCCUUUUCCUAAACACCAGAAGAGAGGAAUGCAUGCUUUCUUUCGGAAUUUCCUUAAUCCCAUUUCUUACAGAUUUCAACUAGUGAUAUCUGAAAAUUGUACAUAGUCAAGACACACACAAAAGAAAGAAAAUGGCCAUAUGUCACCUAUCUGUCAUUAUACUUUUAUUUGUCUCAUAAACUGCAAGCUUGUAUCAAGAACGGGCUGAAAAGGAGAGCGCAAAGACACUUAUCUAAUGUCCUGUUCGGGUUCAUCCAAAACAUCAUACAACAAGACUGUGGGCUUUAUGUUAGGGGCUUUUAAAACAACAUUUUUGAAGACUAACUCUGAGGAUUUUCAGUGUGUAGAGUGUACAGCUUUUCUUGACUUUAAGGUGCAUGUUUCAAUAUCAAGUACAAAAAGCAUGAUGUACUGUACCUUGAUUUAACUACAAGGUUCUUUUCCUUCAUGCUCAGCCCUGAUCUACUACAGAUGAGGUGGAGAUGAGUGCUACUCUGCAGCCACAAAUUGUCAAUGUUCUCCUGAGACUCCAUGCUUGAUAAGUCAGACCCAUUUUUGAGCCUUUGCAUGAAAGUACUGUGGAUUGAUAGCACCAAAUCCCGCUGGAAUUUAAAGCUGUCCCACAUAUUUGAUCUCACUCAAAAAUACAUGCAGUGAACAGAUGUAAUGAUGCUCUGCCAAUUUGUUGUUGGUUUAAAUCAUUUGUAUUUGGUGUCUGAUGUCUUUUACGCUCUUCUCUAAAUACACAUAAUGUUUAAAUAAGAUUGUUUUCCUUAAUUUUCAAUGAGGUUUAUCUAAUGGACAGCACAAAGCAGCAGUGAUAAGCACAUUUGCCUCAGUUUGAAUCUUCGGUUUCCUCCCGCAUUUCAAAGACAGGAAGUUUAUUUUCACUGAUGACUUUAAAGGGGCUUAAGGUGUGGAUAUUAGUUUGAAUUAAUGUCUCCUGUGCUGGUCAGCAGUCCAGGGUGAACUCCCCCACCCGCACCCCACCCCUCCCAAAAUCAGGAGAGGGGUUCCCUGGACGACUUUGCCUCCGUUCAGAGGACCGGGGUUCAAAUCUUCUCCCCGCCUGUGUGGAGUUUGCAUGUUCUCCC